AGUCUGUCACUGGAAAUGAUCCCCAAUCAGCGGAGGGUCAGCUCUUCGGUGUCCAGGCAGGAAGAAGAGAUGAUGGAUGGCAGGACUGGCUCUGAGCAGGACGGAGACCACGCCACUUCAGGGCAAGGCCAGGGGCUGAAGUCAGAGCCCUGUUUCCAGACCGACUCACUCUUGCCUUCACCCAGUGCAUCCUUGAUAUCACAGCUCCUCAGCCACCCGAUGGUUGGCAGGAGCCUGGAUCCCACCAUCCUUUUCCCUUCCUCUCAGGCAGUGACCCUGCCUCAGGACUAUGAGCAUGGAGCAUCUCCUGGGGAAGGACCGCAAGCCCUGGCUUUCCCCAGGACCCUUGCCCCAGAUCCUGUGCCUUGUGCUGACAACAGGAACCAGCUCUCUGACCAGCACCUACAGCACCAGCUCGCCACCCAGCACCUACGAGCCAAGCGGGCCAGGGUGGAGAGCAUCAUCCAAGGCAUGAGCCUCCCACCAACCCCUCAGGCAUUUGGCACCAGCCUGGAGGCAGCUUUUGGGCAUGAGAGGGAGAGGGGCAGUGAGAUCCCCCGGGAGAGCAAGAGGAAGCCGAGGGUGCCCCAGCAGGGUGCAGGGGCAGCUGGGCAAGUGGCCCCUAUGGGGGGCAGCCCCCAUGCGGAGGGCUGCCAGCAGCUGAAGGAGGAGCUCUGCUUUUUAGAGCAGCAGCUGAGGCGGCUUCAGGAGAAGUUCUCCCAGGUGUGUGACUCUGGGGACACUGCCCAAGCCCAGGAAGGUGCUGAGAAAGUGCAUCCACUGUCUGGAAAGCCUGGAGACAGACUGGAAGAAGACACUGUCACUGCAACCAGCAACCUGUGCAAAGCACCUUUCUGGAGGAGCAUCCUGGAGGUGCAUGGGCUGGAGGAGGAUGAGGACAGAGGCGAUACAGGUGGCCUGCCCUCAGCAGCAAGGGUUCUCUCGCAGGCCCUGAAGCAUGAGCUGGCUGAGAUGAUGUCCCGAGUGGUGGACUCUGUCCUGAAGACUGUCUGGCCGAAGGCAGCCAGCCAGCUCCUGCAGCAGCACUGCAGCCUCCAGGUGCCAGGGCCAGAUGUCAGGAGAGAGUGUUUUGCUGCUGGGAAAUGCAGAAAACCACUUGCUAAUCCAUCUCCCAUGAACACACCAGGCUCGCUGGGCUUACCCCAGGCUGAGGCCCUGGCAGGAGAUUCGGGGAAGAGCCCGAGCUCUCAUCCUGGCUCCUUCAGUUCAAAGGGGCUCAGAAAACCCUCUCAUGUACCCAGCAUGGGUUAUUCACUGGGCUCAGCCGCCCCUCUCCAGGACAGCCAGCUGCUGAGCCAGCUGCUGGGCUAUGGCCAGCAUGGCCUCUGGGACAGCAGCUCUCAUGGGAGCCCCUCUGCUCCAGAGAAGGGUCACCCGGAGUCCCUCAACUUGCACUGGGGAACCAUCAAACUGAGGUCAUCAGUCAUGAGACAGCAACAGCAGCGUCCCCUGCCCCUGAGUCCUGCUGCCAUGGAGAGCCUGGCACUGCUGCCAGCUGGCAGGGAUGGCCGUGGGGAGCUGCAGGCUGUGAUGGAUGGGGCACGAUUUGCCUCCACUCAUAUGCAGGAGGCGCUGACCCCUGGCCACCUGAAGAAGGCCAAGCUAAUGUUUUUCUUCACUCGCUACCCCAGCUCCACUCUGUUGAAAACCUACUUCCUUGAUGUGCAGUUCAGCCGCUGCAUCACCUCCCAGCUCAUCAAGUGGUUCAGCAACUUCCGUGAGUUUUACUACAUCCAGGUGGAGAAGUUUGCCCGGCAGGCCCUGCUGGAGGGAGUCGUGGAUGCUGGCACCCUCCGGGUCUCCCGAGACUCAGAGCUUUUCCAUGCCCUCAACAUGCACUAUAACAAAGGGAAUGACUUCGAGGUGCCAGGGCGGUUCCUGGAGGUGGCCAGUCUGACACUGCGGGAGUUCUUCAGUGCCGUCAAGGCGGGCAAGGACACCGACCCCUCCUGGAAAAAACCCAUUUACAAAAUAAUUUCCAAACUGGACAGUGACAUCCCAGAAGGGUUCAAAGCUUCUGGCUGCUCCCAAGAACUGCUCCGCAGCUAA
Molecule: messenger RNA, 2070 nt
Organism: Phalacrocorax carbo (great cormorant)
Lineage: Eukaryota; Metazoa; Chordata; Aves; Suliformes; Phalacrocoracidae
Source: RefSeq, a predicted model, not a curated record